AUGGCUAUCUCACCACCUCAUACUAGAUCGAAGACCAAGGAAACUCGAACGGUUUCUGAAGCUUCACUGAUGACCCCCGCCAGAUCAUCAACAGCAGAAUCACCCAUUGCAGCACCCAUAAAGGCCAACUCUAAGUCUAGCCAGGCAUUCCUCCCAACACCACCCACCAAGCGCAAAAACACAUGCCGCGACAACCCGAUCCCGCUCAAGCUGCAGAAAACAACCUCGACUUCCAGGGCUGCGACUCGCUCUGAAACUCUUAGCUGGUUGGCGGACCUUGAAGAGGAGGAUUUUGAGCUUCCUCAGUCUCCAACUCCUGCCGGUUCCGGGGCUAUCGAGGACGACACAAGUGAAGGUGAGCAAGAGAAUGUGUCUAAGCUUGGACCCAAGUCGUUCCAAUGCGGAAGUUUUACAAAAAGCUGGGAAGAGAUUGGACAGCAACGGAACUUUGAGUUCUUCCAAGCCUAUCCUCACGAUGAGUUUUCAACUCUCUGCGUGUGGCAUUUUAUGCAGCUUGCAGAGAGCUGGUACUCUCGCCGCAAACCUAUGGUGAACCGCCAGAUUCAGAAGCUUGUCAAGGCUGGCUUAACUCAUAAGCCUGACUUUUCGAAACUGGCCCUCCCUGUAUGUGAAGAGACCUGGACCGUCAAGAGCCUUGAAGACUUUACGACCGAGUUACGCCACCGGAUCAAUGAUGCCACUAAUCGGGUGAUGGUCAACCAUAGGCAAAUCCUUGAUAUCACUGAGGAACGACCCAUCUGUGAGCUUGGAAACCAGGAACACCCUCUCAAGUGCUCAUUAUGUACCAACUAUGAGUUGCCAUGUAAGGGUGAUUACAUCGAGGUUGACAGGGCACAUUGUCGUAUGGAUGAUCCACCCUACGUCCUAAACCCAUAUUAUGCCACCAUAGAGAAGGCCUCCAGCCCUGUUCCCGACUGUUGCCACCCAAAGGCUCUCACGAUUCUCAUGGGUGACAAAGGUAAAGAUUACAUGGAGUGCGAGGAAUGUUGUUACAGCCAGGCACUCCCUCAGCACGCCCUCCAGGGGCCCAAGAGUUAUGCCAUAAAAGUAGCUGGGACUCGUAUCCCAGUCCAAGUUCGUCCCCAGCGACUUUGUCUGAACAGCAAGCUCGGGCAUGUCGAUGUUGGAGGCAUUCAUGUGAUUGUUGACUACUGUGCUAGUGGGCAGCGAAUGAUCAAGUUUCGGUCGACCCAGUUCUCAAAGGCUCAUGAGAUGCAUGCCUUGGACUUCCACUUGGAGCACGAGAUCGAGAUGCUUGAUGAUGCGCUGCCCGAAGAGUCCCACGAGGUAGAAGCUGGGUUCAACGAGCUAUAUUGGCAAGAGGGUGCUUAUAACGCAAUUACUCAAUGUUCCAAUCUAUUUGAUAACUGUUCGUGUCAUUAA
Molecule: messenger RNA, 1404 nt
Organism: Fusarium subglutinans
Lineage: Eukaryota; Fungi; Ascomycota; Sordariomycetes; Hypocreales; Nectriaceae
Exons: 2
Coding region: 1-1404 (467 amino acids)
Source: RefSeq, a predicted model, not a curated record